AUUAUGUCAUUUCCAACAUCUUGUUUAGUGUCAUAGACUGUUUCACUAAACUCAGUGUCAACUUAUUCUCAGUUUACAGCCAUAGAAAAGCAUUGUCUCCUCCUCCUCUUCUCUACCUCCUCCCUUCAUCCUCCGAGGUUGUGCAGAGUGGAAGAACAUAUCACCUCCUGGUACGUGUGUCACAUACUCUGUGACAGCAUGUUUGAGUAUCUGAACCUGUGAGAAUCAUGUGAAGAAGGAACAACCAACAAGGAACCAUAUGGGAUACAUUCCGAGCUGACUUCUGAACUGCUCAUCAUCAUCACUCACAUUCAGGCCGUCCCACACGAUGCCCUUUGGGAAGAGCAGUGUUGGUCCUGUAGAGGCCAGCCUGAGUAGUCGACGGACAGAGGGCAGCAUGAGGAGCAGUCGUGGUGAAGGGGCCCUUGCUGCUCAGAACAUGAACAACUGCAACAAUAACGAUGGUAAAAAAGACGAGAAGAAAGACGAUAAAAAGGAUGACAAGAAGGAUGCUAAAAAAGAAGAACCAAAGGAAGUGUGGAUCAUGGACCCUGCCACAGACACCUACUACUACUGGCUGUGCACCAUAUCCAUUCCAGUGUUCUACAACCUGAUUUUCCUGGUGGCCAGGUCUUGUUUUAAUGAACUGCAGUCAGGAAAUGUAACGAUGUUGAUGGUUUUUGACUACAGCUCAGAUGUCCUCUACUGUAUUGACACCUUUGUGAGAGCCAGGACAGGUUUUCUGGAACAAGGUCUUCUUGUAAAGGAUGCAAAGAUCUUAAAAGAAAAGUACAUGAAGACCCGGCAGUUCAAACUAGACAUGAUAUCAGUGAUUCCCACAGAUCUCAUAUUCCUAAAAAUUGGCAUCAACAACCCAGAGUGGAGGUUCAACCGUCUCUUUAGGCUAGCCCGACUUUUUGAGUUCUUUGACCGGACAGAAACUCGAACAAAUUUCCCCAACAUCUUCCGAAUAGCUAAUCUUGUGCUUUACAUCAUCAUCAUCAUCCACUGGAACGGUUGCCUCUAUUUUGCCAUCUCUAAGGUCCUCGGCUUCGGCACUGAUACAUGGGUGUAUCCAGACGGAAAGAACCCUGAGUUCAAUCGCCUGCUAAGGCAGUACAUCUACUGCUUCUACUGGUCCACUCUAACCCUGACCACUAUCGGGGAAACGCCGCCCCCAGUCCGAGACAUUGAAUACUUUUUUGUGGUGGCCGACUUCCUCACUGGGGUUCUGAUCUUUGCCACGAUUGUAGGCAACGUUGGUGCCAUGAUUUCAAACAUGAGUGCAGCACGAGUGGAGUUCCAGGCCAAGAUUGACUCUAUAAAGCAAUACAUGCAAUUCCGAAAGGUCACAAAAGAUCUGGAAAUGCGAGUGGUGAAGUGGUUUGACUACUUGUGGACAGAGGAGAAAACGUGUGAUGAGAAGCUGGUACUGAAGAACCUGCCAGACAAGCUCAAGGCUGAGAUAGCCAUCAACGUACAUCUGGAGACACUGAGAAAAGUGCGCAUCUUUCAAGACUGUGAGGCAGGUUUGCUUGUUGAGCUGGUCCUCAAACUUCAGCCUCAAGUUUUUAGUCCUGGUGACUACAUCUGUAAGAAGGGGGACAUUGGCAGGGAAAUGUACAUCAUCAAAGGAGGAAAGCUGGCUGUAGUAGCAGAUGAUGGCGUUACCCAGUUUGUGGUCCUAAGUGAUGGGGCAUACUUUGGAGAAAUCAGCAUCCUGGGUAUCAAGGGCAGCAAAGCCGGAAACCGAAGAACAGCCAACAUCCGGAGUGUGGGCUACUCAGAUCUGUUUGCCCUCUCCAAAGACGACCUGAUGGAGGCGCUCAUUGAGUACCCGGAUGCUAAGAACUUGCUGGAGGAGAAGGGAAAAGCCAUUCUGAUGAAGGAUAAUCUCAUAGAUGAGUCACUGGUCGCUGCUACUGAUGCCAAAGACUUGGAGGACAAAGUCAACCGUGUGGAAGCCAGUGUGGAGAUCAUGACAGCUAAAUUUAGAAAAAUGUCAGCCCAGUAUGAAUCUUCUCAGCGUAAACUUAAACAACGGCUAAGUAAUAUGUCUAACCAGGUCAGAACCCUCAGAGUAGAUCAUGAGUAGAGGCCUCCCACAUGACGUCGGUCUACUCUGGGACUCUUUGCUCACACCGAUGACAUGUAAGCAGCAUCUGGACGGUGGCUGGUUCCUGUACAGAAUAUUAUGAGCAAAUGUAAAGUUUUCCUUUCUCAUAAACACAGAUAUUCAGACAGCUGAGUAACUCUAUACUUAAGAACUAUCAGUUGAAUUCUGUAUUGAAUAUCCACAAACUGUCUGAUACCACAAUAGAAUAUAAAUAUACUGUAUAUAUAUAUAUUUACACCUGGCCUGAUUCUCUCAGACCUGUCUGUCAUUUCAACAUGUGUUCUCAGAUCUUGUACUUUAUUUGAUAUAAGGACCAAAGUUAUUGUAAUUGUAAUAAAUUCUAAUGCAACCGAAAGAUUUCAUUGUAUAUUGAACCCAAAAAAGUUUGUAUUGAGUAAUGGCAGGUAAGAGAGAUCAUGGAACCUUUUUUUGCACACGGCUCUGAUGUCUGUUCUGAAUGUGAGAUGGCCACGCCCCCGAUUUGCAUAUUAGAAUGUGAAAUAAA
Molecule: messenger RNA, 2621 nt
Organism: Pungitius pungitius (ninespine stickleback)
Lineage: Eukaryota; Metazoa; Chordata; Actinopteri; Perciformes; Gasterosteidae
Product: cyclic nucleotide-gated channel cone photoreceptor subunit alpha-like
Exons: 7
Coding region: 329-2095 (588 amino acids)
Biological process (GO): monoatomic cation transmembrane transport
Cellular component (GO): plasma membrane; intracellular cyclic nucleotide activated cation channel complex
Molecular function (GO): cGMP binding; protein-containing complex binding; intracellularly cGMP-activated cation channel activity
Source: RefSeq, a predicted model, not a curated record